Messenger RNA from Dryobates pubescens (Downy woodpecker), 867 nucleotides. Its product is annotated as gametocyte-specific factor 1-like. Bases 1 to 867 code for a protein of 288 amino acids. The record is from RefSeq and is a predicted model, not a curated record. Lineage: Eukaryota; Metazoa; Chordata; Aves; Piciformes; Picidae. The transcript has 7 exons.
AUGGAGCUGCAAGAAGGCUUCGACAAAGGGCAGCUGGCUCAGCUUCCCGAGGUCACAGCCCUGCCUGGGGGGUGCUCUGCUGCCCCUUCCCGUGCUGGUGGUGCUAACCAGGGCUGGCUUCUCUCUGUCCUGCCAGAUGCUCAGGAUCCAGAGCGGUUGCUGCAGUGCCCUUACAACAAGCAGCAUCAGAUCAGAGCCUGUCGCUUCCCCUACCACCUGGUGAAGUGCAGGAAGAGCCACCCCGAGGUGGCCAAGCAGUUGGCCACCUGCCCCUUCAGCGCUCGCCACCUGGUGCCGCAGCCAGGCCUCGGAGACCACAUCCUGAGCUGCCCUGACAGAGGCCUUGUGGAGCAAGACAUAGUGCAUCAGCCCUGGGGCUCCCAGAGGAUGGCUGUCAGCACGUGGCAGGCACCACCGUGUGAGGAGGACUGGGAAGCAGAGCUGCAGGAGGAGCCAGAGUCUCUCUUUAUCUGGGGUGAGACCAAGGCUGGCAUCAGCAGGGCCACCUCUGCAGAGAAGAGCCAGCUGCCCAGCAGACUUCGUGCCCCCAGGAGCUCCCCAUUCCCCCAGGUGCCAUGGAAAAGCUGUAAGCAGCCUGGGAGUGGCCUUGGCACUGCCACUUCUGCACUGGUGACAGCUGCUGGCAGCUCUGGCUCCAGCAGCACUGGCUGCCCACCGCUGCCUGGGCAGGAGGGGGGUGGGGGUAGGGUGCAGCAGCAGCUGCUGAGGGAGGUUGCUGCUGAGGCCAUCCUCUGCCAGCUGGCACCUGGGGCCCUGGUGGUAUCCACCCACUUGACGGGGCCCAGGCGGUCGUCCCAGUCAGGGACCUCCUCUGGGGGCAGCUGGAAGCAGAUCCUGGACCCCUGA